AUGUCGGAGAGGAAAGUGUUAAACAAGUACUACCCUCCGGACUUCGAUCCGUCGAAGAUCCCCAAGCGGAAACUUCCCAAGGACCGGCAGUCUGGGGUUCGGCUGAUGGCUCCCUUUCAGAUGCGGUGUCGGACGUGUGGCGAAUACAUCUCCCAAGGCAAGAAGUUGAAUGCCCGCAAGGAGACGGUCCCGAAGAAAGUCUCCCUGGGGCUCCCCAUCUUCCGCUUUGACGUCCGGUGCCCGCGCUGCCUGGCAGAUAUCCCCUUCCAGACCGACCCCGGGAACACGGACUCCGCCGUGGGGCAGGGGGCCACCCGCAGCUUGCAAGCGGAGGAGGAGGAGGAGCGGAGGCAGAAGGAGAGGGAAGACGACCCAGGGAAGGGUUUGGAGAACAGAACCAAGGACUCCCAGCUGGAGGUGGAGGUGCUGGAGCACCUGCGGGAGCUGCAGGAGCGGAGCCAGCGCCAGGCCCAGGUGGACUCCCAGUCCCUGCUGCGGCAGUGCCAGGAGGGCGAGAGGGAGGUGACAGCGAUGCUGGCACAAGCCCAAGCCAGGCGACUGCGGGAAGACUCUGGUGCCGACGCAGCCUCCCCUCGGGGCCCCCAUUCUGCCCCAUCCCUUCGUGGUCCACGGAGCCAGUCCCCGGUGGGGACGACGAGCGAGCAUUUCAGGCCCUCUGCUGCGCGUGGCACCUGCAGAUCACCAAAGCAGGGAGGGAACCUUUGGACGGAGGGACUGACCGACCGACAUCUCGUGGUGAGUUUGGCCCAGCUCCCGUCGGCGUUUUGGAAAGAGUGCGGAGUGAUCUGCGGCGUGGAACCGGUGGGGAAACGGACUUUGCACCGUGAGUAA
Messenger RNA from Euleptes europaea (tarantolino), 852 nucleotides. RefSeq names its product splicing factor YJU2-like. Gene Ontology annotation, biological process: mRNA splicing, via spliceosome. The transcript is spliced from 2 exons. Gene Ontology annotation, cellular component: U2-type catalytic step 1 spliceosome. Lineage: Eukaryota; Metazoa; Chordata; Lepidosauria; Squamata; Sphaerodactylidae. The record is from RefSeq and is a predicted model, not a curated record. Bases 1 to 852 code for a protein of 283 amino acids.